Molecule: messenger RNA, 1403 nt
Organism: Dromiciops gliroides (monito del monte)
Lineage: Eukaryota; Metazoa; Chordata; Mammalia; Microbiotheria; Microbiotheriidae
Gene: IDNK
Product: IDNK gluconokinase
Exons: 5
Coding region: 90-653 (187 amino acids)
Cellular component (GO): cytoplasm
Molecular function (GO): gluconokinase activity
Source: RefSeq, a predicted model, not a curated record
GCCAGCAAAAGCGGGCAGGGCUGAGCGAGUGCCCGAGGGCUGGGGCCGGAAAGCUGGGGCGGAGUCAUCCCGGGACGGGAGGCGGAAGCAUGGAACCUCCCCAGGUGGUGCUGGUGAUGGGAGUGAGCGGCUCUGGAAAAUCAACAGUGGGAUCACUCCUGGCAACUGAGCUGGGGUGGAAAUUCUAUGAUGCCGAUGACUACCAUCCUGAAGAAAAUCGAAAAAAGAUGGGGAAAGGAAUACCACUGAAUGACCAGGAUAGGAUUCCAUGGCUUUGCAACUUACAUGACAUUUUAUUGAGAAAUGUGUCCUCAGGCCAAAGCGUGGUCCUUGCCUGUUCUGCUUUGAAGAAAAUGUACAGAAACAUCUUAAUGAGAGGAGAAAGUGCUGCAACUCCCAAGUCUGAUGGGCCAGGAGAGAAAGAAGGCUUCCCAGAGCUGAAGCUCCUUGUGGUCUAUUUGAAUGGGUCUUUUGAAGUGAUCUCUGGGCGUUUAGCCAAAAGAAAAGGACAUUUUAUGCCGCCAGAGCUGCUCCAGUCCCAGUUUGACACUUUGGAACCUCCAUCAGCACCAGAAAACUUUUUGUCACUUAGCGUAGACAGAAGUGUCAAGGAAAUGAUUCCUUUUAUUGUGGACAAUAUAAAAAUUAAAUGAGGGGGGCAGCUAGGUGACACAGUGGAUAGAGCAGCGGCCCUGGAUUCAGGAGGACCUGAGUUCAAAUCUGGCCUCAGACACGACACUAGCUGUGUGACUCUGGGCAAGUCACUUAACCCACAUUGCCCCACCAAAAAAAAAAAAAAUUAACUGAGAACCCUUUGGGAGCAAUCAUCAGACCUGAAUUCAAUUUAAAGAAUCAUUAUGCCACAUCUCCCAAUAACACAUUCCUACUUACAAAAUAUCUUGAUUCUCUCAUCUGAAUGCCAAUUCUACAGUGUACUGCAGAUUGCUUAGUAUGCCUUUCAAAAAAUAUCAGAAUUGUUUCCCAAAGUAUUUUUGCUUCUUUCCCCUGACACCUCCUAAUGGAAUCCUCCCUUAGAACAAAGAAAAAGUGGGUGAAACCCAGCCAACAAAGUGACUGCAACUGGUCAUAUGUGCAACAUUGUCUAUCUGUAUGUAACCCUCCACCUCUCUACCAAAAAGAGGGAGGCAUUUUUCCUUCUUUCUUCUCUAGGAACAAAACGGGUCUUAUUGAGUUUGGCAGCAGUCUAGUGUUUUAUUUUAAAAUUUGGUUAUUAUUGUGGUCAUUGUGUAUUUUGUUCUAUGAUCUUUACUCUGUAUGAGUGCACACAAGUCUUUCCAUGUUUCUCCAAAUUCCUCCUAUUUAUUAUUUCUUAUGGUGUGAUAAUAGGCUUUCAAAUUCCUUUUAAAAUAGUUUGUUUUGGGGCAGCUAGGUGGCACAGUGGA